Molecule: messenger RNA, 720 nt
Organism: Mycosarcoma maydis (corn smut)
Lineage: Eukaryota; Fungi; Basidiomycota; Ustilaginomycetes; Ustilaginales
Product: putative guanylate kinase
Exons: 2
Coding region: 1-720 (239 amino acids)
Biological process (GO): purine nucleotide metabolic process
Cellular component (GO): cytosol
Molecular function (GO): GMP kinase activity
Source: RefSeq, a predicted model, not a curated record
AUGCCGUCGUCCAACUGGGCGUCGACGCCUCCGAUUCCAAGCGACAAACGUCCGAUCGUGCUGUCGGGUCCUUCGGGUGUGGGCAAGAGUACACUUCUGAAAAAGUUGUUUCAAGAGUUCCCCAAUGACUUUGGUUUUUCCGUAUCUCAUACAACAAGAGACCCUCGACCAGGCGAGGUCCGCGGCCAGUCGUACCACUACGUCUCACAGCAAGAAUUCCAAGACCUUGUUCAACAGGGCGCGUUUCUCGAACACGCCAAGUUUGGCGGCAACCGAUACGGCACUACCGCCAAGGCGGUGGCUGACGUAUCCACCGAAGGCGUCAAAGGUGCAGAUGGAAGCACAGCCGCGCGUCGCGCUAUCCUCGACAUCGACGCUCAAGGCGUCAAGCUCAUCAAGGCCAACCACGCUUCGUUGAACCCGAUCUACAUCUUUAUCUCUCCACCUUCGUUUUCGACUCUCAAGCAGAGGUUGAUAGGUCGAGGCACCGAGACACCAGAGUCAGUCAACAAGAGGCUCUCUAUGGCUGCCACCGAGAUGGCUUAUGCCAGGGAAAAGGGAGCGCACGAUUGGGUCAUUGUCAAUGACGAUUUGGAAAAGGCUUAUGGCUUGUUGAAGAAGGCGAUCAACGAAACUUUGAAAAAGGGCGAGGAUGAUAGCAUGCCUGCUAAGGAUCAGGACGAGGAAGAUUGGGAGAAGCAGCAGCAGCAGCAGCAGUAG